Molecule: messenger RNA, 358 nt
Organism: Protobothrops mucrosquamatus (brown spotted pit viper)
Lineage: Eukaryota; Metazoa; Chordata; Lepidosauria; Squamata; Viperidae
Product: regenerating islet-derived protein 4
Molecular function (GO): signaling receptor activity
Source: RefSeq, a predicted model, not a curated record
AUGCAGUCAGGUGGAUCCAGCGCACCUGUGCCACCGUCCUGCCCUUCAUCUGCAAGUACAAAGCUUCCUUCUAGAUCCCACCAUCAGCGGAGGAGACGAGCAGAGGGCCUCUUCCUCACUGGGGACCAUCUAAGGCAGCUUCUGCAACACCUCGAUUCCAUCGGAGAUCAACCUCCUGACCCUCCUUGACCCCAAAAUGACAACCUCCCUCCUGUGCUUUUUUGCUAAUUGUUGAUGGUUGCUAACCUUAAUGUUCUUAAGGUUUUUAUACCGGUGCUUUUAUCCCAUCCUGAGCUGCCCAGAGUCACACUGAGAUGCCCGCAUAUAAAUUUAACAAAUAAAUCAAUUGCAAACUGGU